AUGAGCUUCAACCUAGAAGAUCUCGAAGGCCCCAUUACGCACAUCCUCACUGCCCCAGGUGUUGAUUUGAGCACCAUCAGCGCGAAGGGAGUUCGGCAGAAGUUACUGGAGGACGCCGCGUUGGGCCUGACCGCUCGAGGACUGAAGGAACGGAGGACGGAGGUGGACGCUAUGAUUUCGGGUAUCUAUGAGGUCGUUAGUCGGCAGGCACAAACAGACGAAUCGAAGAGGAAACGCGAGGAAGGGACAGAUGAAGGCACGGAACAGGAAGAACAAGGAGAGGAUACGGAGGACCAAGAUGACGCUGUAGAGGGGCACGACGGAGAAGCAUCGGAGGAGGAGGACGUCAAAGUGCCAACGAAGAAAAAGAAGGGUGCUGCGAAAAGUGUCGAGGAGGCUGAUGCUGAGUUGGCCAGGAAACUUGCAUCAGAACUCAACUCCCGGUCGCGGCGUGGCGCAUCAAACGGGGUAUCUGCCACGCCCAAGAAACGUAAGACGAAGAAGAGUGCAGCUGUGGUUGACUCUGGUGCUGAGGAUGAUGGUGAAGAUGAGGGGAAGCCAAAGAAGAAACGCAGUGGAGGUGCAAGAGGAGGUUUCGCGAAGGAAUAUAUUCUCAGCGAAUCUCUAUCGGUGGUUGUUGGCGUGGACAAGCUUUCACGCCCCCAAGUCGUGAAGAGACUAUGGGAGUAUAUACGUGGCCAUGAACUUCAAAACCCCUCCAACAGACGUGAGAUCAUGUGCGACGACAACAUGCGAGCUGUCUUUGGUACUGAAAAGGUCGAUAUGUUCCGGAUGAAUAAAGUUCUCGGACGGCAUUUACAUGCCCAGUGA
Molecule: messenger RNA, 831 nt
Organism: Suillus discolor
Lineage: Eukaryota; Fungi; Basidiomycota; Agaricomycetes; Boletales; Suillaceae
Exons: 3
Coding region: 1-831 (276 amino acids)
Biological process (GO): transcription initiation at RNA polymerase I promoter; nucleolar large rRNA transcription by RNA polymerase I
Cellular component (GO): nucleus; RNA polymerase I upstream activating factor complex
Molecular function (GO): RNA polymerase I cis-regulatory region sequence-specific DNA binding
Source: RefSeq, a predicted model, not a curated record